Molecule: messenger RNA, 4672 nt
Organism: Aplysia californica (California sea hare)
Lineage: Eukaryota; Metazoa; Mollusca; Gastropoda; Aplysiida; Aplysiidae
Product: CLIP-associating protein 1
Biological process (GO): mitotic spindle assembly
Cellular component (GO): microtubule organizing center; spindle microtubule; cytoplasmic microtubule
Molecular function (GO): microtubule binding
Source: RefSeq, a predicted model, not a curated record
AUCAAGAUGGUACGCUCCCUGAUCCUGUCCGGGGCGGCAGACUACGACGAUUUCUUCCAGUCGCUGCGCAUGUUGGAGUCUGCGUUUAUCCUGGUGGUCAAGGACUUGAGGUCGCAGGUCGUGCGCGAGGGCUGCAUCACCAUAGCGUACAUGUCCCAACAACUGGGCACCAAGUUUGACCACUUCGCCGAGGCUGUCUUGCCGUCCCUCAUCAACCUCAUUCCCAACAGUGCCAAGGUCAUGGCCACGUCAGGCACCGUCUGCAUUCGCUUCAUCAUGCAGUUUGUCCACACCAAUCGCCUCAUUCCAAUCGUCACCGCCAACUUGACGUCUAAGUCGAACAUCAUCAGAAGGUUCUCGUGUGAGUUUGUGAACCAGAUCCUUCACUCGUGGCCCACCCACAGUCUGGAGAAACACAUCGCUAUCCUACAGGACGCCAUCAAAAGGGGCAUCAGUGAUGCUGACUCGGAGGCUAGGGCACACUCCAGGAAACAUGGCCCGUCGACACUGAGGAAAACUCCCCAAAGAAUCAGUUCCUCCAAAAGUGACGCCGGUGAUGUCCGCAUCAUCACGCCCCGGGCCCGGGCCGCCUCCAGCAGCAGCAACUACAGCAACUACAGCAGCAACAGCAGCAGCAGCCGCUACUACAGCAGCCACCACCAGCACUACAACACCAUCGGCCACCCGGCCCGACAGCGCGCGGCGUCGUCAGUGGGCGGAGCCACCACUCCCCGAGGCCACGCCUCCUCCACCUCUGGCCCCGCCCCCGGGCCCUCCCCCUACAACAAUGGCUCCUCCUCCCUGGAGCCGCCCGGCCCACUGCCGCGCUCUGUCUCCGCCUCCGACAUAAACUCCUCCCUCCGGACCCCCAGACCACGCCCUACGCUGCUGUCGGCCGCGCGAAUGGCCAAAGGAUCCACCAACUCUCUGCUCAAGGGGAAGAACUAGGUCUUUUUCCUCGGGCUACGGAGCGACAGAGCCGGGUAGAACUAAAGAAAGUCUCCGAGAUGUUCACCAGAAUGUUCCAUGAUCCUCACAGCAAAGUGUACUCGGUGUUCCUGGACACCCUCAUCGAGCUGGUCUACCUGCAGUCGGCCGAUCUAGGAGACUGGCUGCACAUCCUACUGCCGCGGCUGCUCACCAAGGCGGGCAGCGAGAUGCUGGGCUCGGUUGCCAACAAGGUGCAGAAGGCUCUGGACGUGAUCCGCGAUUGCUUCCCUUACGACCAACAGUUCAACGUCCUGUCGAAGUUCAUCGUGGAUCAGUCACAGGGCCAUAAUCUCAGGGAUGGAGCAACCAGAAUUCUUCACAGCCACAUCCGGGCGGCCAACGAAGGAAUGGGAGACGUUCUCUCCCCUCGCAAUGUGGCCAGCCCGCAGGGUCAGAACAGGUCGCGACCCCCGUCAAGGUCAAGCCAAGGUCAUCCGGACGACUUUGAGACGGAGAACCUGAACCCGGAGGACAUCUUCAACUCCAUCAAGAAGACGUCGGCCGACAUACAGAGCCUGAGCAUCAGCAGCAAGCUGGACCCGUAUGAGGAGGUGAAGAAGAAACACGACUUCCCCUCCCAGGACUCGGGCAUACAGGACCUCCGCAUGGACAGUCCCGACGGAUUGGACCACAAGAGGGGAUUCUUCUCCUACGCUCAUAAAUCUGGUGCUGGCGGCCAGGGGCCGUCCCCGAGUGGUCCGAUGUCGGCCGGACCGUUCAGCAAGGCAGACACGGCGACGUCUAGCGAGGAGGUCGGCAAGAUUAUCUGUGACGUACUGGAGGAGUUGUCUAACCAUAAUGAGAGAGUGGAGCAGCGUAAGAACGCCAUGCAGUGUCUUCAGGGCCUGGUGGACAAAGGGGCCGUGUCUGAGAGUCAGCUGGAGGAACAUUUCAAGUCUUUGUUGUUGAUUCUUCUGGAGACACUGGGAGAUACCAAUGGGGACGUGAAGGUGAUGGCGCUGAAAUGUCUCCAGAAGAUGUUGCAGAAGUUCCCGCGCAGGUUUGAGGACUACGCGGAGCUGACCAUACUGAAGGUUCUGGAACUACACAAGGAUGACUCGUACAGAGAUGUCCCCUACGCGGCGUCAGAAGUGGAGGACACGCUGGUCCAGGCGCUCUCCCCCGAGCAGAACUUUCGCAUCCUGACCCCGAUCAUACAGACCAUGGAGUACCACAUCGCGUGCGGCGCCACGCAGAUGAUGACCAAGGUGGUAGAGAAGAUGCCCAAAGAGAUGCUGGAGACGUCACUUCCAAACCUCAUUCCUGGAUUGUUUAAGAUGAAACUGCUAAAUCUGUACAUCAAGAAACGGAAACUGGAGGACGCCAAACAAGCUCAGUGAGCCGGGGAACCCGAGAGUCGACGCGGUGGGACGAUAGGGUCAACGUUCUCCACGUCUCACGCAGCCCCCCCUCCUCGCAUCUCAUAAUCACCACCGUCACCUCACCAACAUUAUCACCCCUACACACUUACACACACACACACAUAUACCCACCCACACAUACCCUCACAAGUCUGCCAGCGCCGGGCAGCAGACAACGGUGUGUGUGUGUGUUUGCGUGCGUGGGUGUGUGUGUUUUGUCUCUCUGUCCUGUCGUCGAGUGCAGCUGACAGACCGCGGAGACUACGGCCAGCACGCUUUCCCAAGAUGACCACUUCAUUUCUCCGACUGAUUCGUACGAUUGGCUACUUUUAUGUGGAUUUGCUAUGGCUGUAUUCCAGCAAUUCUCUAUAUGGCUAUGUUCCCGCAUCUGAUUCGCCUACGUUUUGUGCCUAGGACGGACUGCUUUAUACGCGUAUAACCAGCUGUUUUGUGCUUUUGACGGGCUACACGGGGCUGCCAGGCCGGCGGUACGUUUGUGUGGUCAGCUGUGUUGUCGUUGUACGUAUAGAUGUCUGGCUACAUCGUGACCUCGACGAGAGAGAGAAAAGUAGGCCUACAACUACUUCCGGACGUCUGAAGGCUGAAGGUCCUGCUUGCUGUUUGUGAAAUCUGUGAGAGAUGUGUCUGCUUGGUGGGUGAGAUGUUUGUGGCUGCUACCACUCUUCCCCCUCCCCCCUCCCCCCUCCCCCGGAAGGAUCUCAGCGUAACGUGUAGGCCUAUAUGUGUGUGACCUAUGACCUUUAUGGAGACAGGCCCACCUCAAGGUCAAGUUAUGUGACUACUGAGUGAGGUGGAAGGAAGGAAGGAAGGAGCUGCUUCGAUCGUGUGUGUGUGUGGGGAGUGUGGAUGAGUUUGUGCUCGCGCCUCGUCCGUUGCUGUAGGGUCGGUGAUUCUUCCUGUGCUGUCCCGUGUGAUGAGACGGACAGACAGAUGUUGGUGCAGCAGUGUGUCGUGCUCGUCUGACGAUGCUGGAUAAAACCUGGUCACUCUGGGAUUGUUUGUCUUUCUUUUAAUUCUGCCAUUGUUUUUGCUUUGUUUUGUAGGCUACUCAUGGGAGGAGGGGGGCUCAGUAUAUAGGGCUCAGAGCGUAUGUUUGUGUAGGAUACAGCCCUAUAGAAAUACAACCUGUUAUUAUUAUUAUUAAAAUUAUUAUUAUUAUUAAUAUUAUUAUUAUAAUCAUUAUUAUUAUUACCUGCACAUACUGAGAGGGCUCUUAGAACUACAGAGACGUAAAGCACGUGUAAAACGGCCACUCACAGCAUCUGACGCAUCUAGAUAUGACCUUAGCAGUUGCGAGCGCCGUAAAACCCUUUACUACAUACAUACAUACAGAGAUGAAGAAUUUUCCUAUGUCGCCUGGUGGGAUUGGACUCUUGUCGAUGAAAUCAUCCCGCGGAAAAACUGCUUUUUUGGGACUGACUUUGUUCCUUGACAGGACAAAGACUUGUCUCCCUGUGUGUGGGGAGGGUGGUGGUGGUGAUCCCUGGUUUUGUCCUGGACGUACUGUUGUUCGUAGUACACACCCACACUGGCGUGUCCCUUUUUGUUUCCCUGUCCUGGCGACCCACGUGUUCUCUCACCGACUGACCCCGGCGUACGUAGGCCGUUACAGCGAGAAAAUGGCCACCAGGGUCUGUGUAAAGUGCUGUGUGAUAACUACUGGCCAAAAUGAGAAAUGGCGGAGAAAUGUGUUGGGGUCACAAAAGAGUCGCAGCAAGGAUAGAAUAAUCUACUUCCUGUUGCGCUGUGAGACGUAGCUUCCCCCAGAGUCUGCUGGGAAGUCGGUUCAGUUCAGUUUUUUCUUUUCCUUCCCCACACGCUGUUUUUGUUCAGUACAGCACGUCCUGUUGGCUGCCGAGCCCCACUGCCUGCCCGUGCCGCGAUAGUUGUUCAGUACAGCACAUCCUGUUUGUUGCCGAGCCCCACUGCCUGCCCGUGCCGCGAUAGUUGUCGCGUGCGUUGUUCCAGUUGUCUCCCCCUGUUGAUCUCGUACGGGGUCUUGUCUGGCUGCCUUGGAGUGCAUGCCGAAGCCUCUUACUCUUAAGAUAUCUCAUGAAAGAUUACGAGAUGUAUAUCGCCGGUGUCGGACUGGAACUGUGAAUCUACCAAAUGAGGUCAAGCACUUUGUGUACCUAAAAGUCCUGUUCUCAACCACUGGUAGAAUUGGUGACACCAGUAGGCCUGCUAUGGUCAGUACAGUCAGGCCGGAGGGCUACAACCCAGAUGGCUGCUGGAACGGAAAAGUCAAGUAGAGCUGGAUCAGUGUAAAGAAUCCUGUAGUAGAAAUUUUGAGCAGUGCU